Messenger RNA from Copidosoma floridanum, 834 nucleotides. RefSeq names its product ras-related protein Rab-24-like. Lineage: Eukaryota; Metazoa; Arthropoda; Insecta; Hymenoptera; Encyrtidae. The record is from RefSeq and is a predicted model, not a curated record. Gene Ontology annotation, molecular function: GTP binding; GTPase activity.
AUGACGGCUAUCGGCACUAGGGAGAACAUCAAAGUCGUGCUUUUGGGGGAAAGUUCGACGGGGAAAACUUGUUUAAUGAAUCGAUACUUCAAAAAUGCGUACAGUGAGUCCGAGCGCGAGACUAUAGGCGCAGCAUUCCAUUCCAAAGUUUUGCAAGUAAAAAAUGUCGAGUACCGAUUAAAUUGUUGGGACACGAGUGGCCAAGAAAGGUUUCGAUCGGUUUGCUCCCUAUAUUACCAUGACGCUAAGGCAGCGAUACUCUGCUACGACGUGCGGUCUUGGAAAAACUUUCUCAAACUCGACUACUGGGCCAACGAGUUGAUGAGGUACCAGCCGGACCGUCUAAUAUAUUUGUGCGCGACGAAGGCCGACCUGCUCGACGAGUUCGAGACGAUUCCGAAGUAUGAGGUUAUCCAGAGUUACGCCCGUGAAUGGAACGCCAAGUUUUUCGUCACUUCGGCCGGUACCGUGGCAGUCGACCAAGCCUACAGCACGGAAGUCAAGCUGAGCGACCUGUUCACGGUCAAGGCGAACUUCAAGGCUUUGCUGUACACCUGCGCGGCGGUGAGUUUCCAGCAGCUCACCGGCAUAAACGUCGUGCUCUUCUACGCCCAGACUAUAUUCAAGGACACCGGCUCCUCCCUGCCCCCGGCCAUCUCGACCAUCAUCAUCGGUGUCGUCCAGGUCGGCGCCUCGGCGGUCACGCCCGUAGUUGUCGAUCGCAUGGGCCGCCGGACUCUGCUCUUGGCCUCCGGUGUUGGCACGGCCAUCGGCACCAUGCAAAUGUCAUGCAAUGUGGCCCUUCGAGUGGGGCUUGUGAUCUAUGGAGCUUGA